UUGUUGCUCAACGUCAGCCGUCACAAUCACUGUAGCUGUAACUUCUGUGUUAGCCCUGGCUGGUGAAGUUAGAAGUCAUUACCAUGGAUUGAACGGACUGUAACUGUUACUUUUCACAUGGCAGGGCUGUGGAAAAGUAAUUUAUCUGACGGUUACAUGAGUGGAAUAAACCCGUGUCGUCGGCUUCACUGGAACAGAAAGAGGAGAGAAGAGGGGCAGUGACCAUGGAGCCUGUAUUUCACUCUCUCUUCACCACAGCUGGCCAGCUGCCCUGGUUGCUUCUGACUCUUAUUACAUUGUGGACAGUGUUGUGUUCAGCAGAUGUAAAGCAGACAAGAUGGCCAUUAUAUUCCCAGAAGCCUGUUCUUCUUGUCUGGAAUGCCCCAACACAGGAGUGUGCUCCGCGACAUGGUGUAACUUUAUCUCUUGGCCAGUUUGACAUUGUGGCAUCCCCCAAUGAGGGCUUUGUCCGGCAGAAUCUCACAAUUUUCUAUAAGGAGCGCCUCGGGUUGUAUCCUUAUUAUGAGCGGGGCAUUGCAGUGAAUGGAGGUCUUCCACAGCUUGCCAGCCUCACUCAGCACUAUGAAAAGAUGCCUGAAGGUGUGCAGAAAUAUAUACGUGAGCCAGAUGCAAAAGGUUUGGCUGUUAUUGACUGGGAGGAGUGGCGCCCACUGUGGAUCCGAAAUUGGGACAGUAAAGAUAUCUAUCGGAAUAAAUCUCGUGAACUGGUGGCCAAAAAGAAUCCUAACUGGCCCCCAGAACAAGUGGGAAAAGUUGCACAGCAGGAAUUUGAGCUAUCAGCUCGCAAAUUUAUGCUGGAGACUCUAAAACUGGCCAAGAAUCUGAGGCCCAAUCAGCUCUGGGGCUUCUACCUGUUUCCAGAUUGUUACAACCAUGACUACAGGAAUGGCUUAAAGGACUACACAGGCCGUUGCCCUGGUGUGGAAAUGUCCCGCAAUGAUCAGCUGAAUUGGUUGUGGAUGGAGUGUACAGCAUUCUUCCCGUCUAUAUACAUGGGUUCUGUUCUAGCCUCUACAAAUUAUGGGCGACUCUUUGUCCGAAACAGGGUGAAGGAGGCGAUGCGCCUGGCAUCUGUUGGGGAUGGAUUAGCACGCCCUGUUUUUGUUUAUACCAGACCUAAUUACAUCAGUCAGAUGACCCUCCUAUCUGAGACAGACCUCGUCUCCACCAUCGGUGAGAGUGUUGCACUUGGAGCUGCAGGUGUAAUCUUCUGGGGGGACAGCUCCUAUGGAAGCAGCACUGCCAGCUGCUCCAAACUAAAUGGGUAUCUUCAGGGACCGCUGGGCCGGUACCUGCUCAAUGUGUCCACGGCAGCGGAGCAGUGCAGUCAGACAAUGUGUAAAUCCCACGGCCGCUGUCUUCGCAGAGUAUCGGACACUGAUGUGUACCUGCACCUCAGCCCCUCAACACACACCAUCACCAGUCAGGGUGGCCAGCUGAAGGUUACAGGAGCGCCCGGCCAAGCCGAGCUGGCUGUUUUCCGCACACACUUCCAGUGCCAGUGCUACAGUGGGUACAGGGGUGAGGCUUGUGCUGAGAAAGAAAAAGGGCAGAAUAGAGCCUCCUCUGUCUUAGGAACCUGGCCUCUUUGCCUCUUACUCCCACUAGGACUCCUCACUCUGCUACACUGAGGAAACUGAGAAGCCCAAACUAUUCCCUGCUUCUGCCAGCCCUGAAAAGAACAGUUCAAACUUUGCGACACAAGGUGGUAGGUCACUGUGCAACAUGUGAUAGUGAUGCAUUGACAGCAGCAGGCAGUCAGUCCUGUCAUCAGACAGCUCCCAGUGUGACAGGACAGUUUUAUCCCAGCACACAGACCCAUCUAGAAGGCAUAUUUUUGUCUGAGAAGCUGCACUGGGAGAUCCCCCACCUCAUGGCUGCCUCCUGGAACUAAUGUCCAUCCAUCAGUAUCAAUACUACAAUCUGUUAAUUAUCUCUUAAAGGCCUUUGCCAUGCUCCAUGCAGGCCCUGACCUCUGGGUUAGACUGUCCCCACAAAUGCCUUAUGAACAAAACACUGCUUAACCUUUUUCAUGAUGAUGGAACAACAUGACACUUAAGUAAAAGUGUAGAAGAAAGGUACAUUUGUUUCCCCAGAGAUACACAGUAUUGACAAGUUGUUGGUGCAUUACAACAACAUGGUAUUCUGCAUCGUCAUAUCGUUGUGACACAGCUUUAUGACAGACAUAUAAAUAGUGCAUCAUGCCAAGAGGUGGUAAAUAAUGAAAUAUGCAGUCUUAAAUCUUUAGUUAUCUUUGGCUUAUAGAAACAACAUGGCUGGACCUGUUUCAGUUCAGAAAUGUGCCUUAACAGGGCUACAACAUGCUCUCUUUUGUUUACAGAUUGUGAUUAUUGAGGUUCCUUCAGUAGCGUUCAUCUCAGCCUUCUCCUGGGCACAGUGCUUUAUGCUUUAUAUUAACUCCAUAAUACCUACCAGUUUUUUUAUUAAUAAGGAAAAUGUAUUUAAAAGAAAGCACAGACACGUCGGUAAAGGUUAAACAGAAAAGACAGACAUUACUAUUUCUUUGAUACAAAUGGUGUCUUAGAGGGAUGUCACUGUGAAAAUGAGUCGUGUUUAAAAAGUUCAAUUUCAGCAUCCACUUAAUGUAACUUUUGCCUAAUCUUUGUUAAUUUUCUUGAAUACAGACAAAAGGAUUAUCAGAUACUGGCAGUAUAAAUAUACAAACACAUAAUUAGUCCAACUGAUCAUGGUCAACUUAGGCUUGUUCCAGAUAUAUUUAUAUUGGCUGAUCAGUAACAGAAACCAAAGUAAUGUACUGUUAGUAGAAUAUCACCCAAAUCUACAUCCACUCAGAAAUCUAGUGUUGAUCGGUCUUUCUGACACAAUAGUCAUUUUAAAUGUAUUUAAGUUUGUAGUUUGACUCGCUUGCGUUUCAACUUGUGUCGGGUUCCUGCCAAUGACACUGCUGAUAGUAAAUGCUGUAGAUACACCUUCAGACUAGUAAAGUAAAUGUAUUUGCUAGACCAAAGCUAGCCAAGCAGUCUCAUAUUUAUACAAUAGUUUCUGUAUUGAUGCUAUAUGGCAGUGCACAAAACGACUAUUAGAUACCUGAAAUUAGAGGAGGAGGCAGGAAUAGGUUUUAGUGUUUUUUUACAAACUGGAAGAACCAGUAUUGCAAUAGAACAUUUUAUGUACAUUGAACUUUUUCUUGAGAUUCUGCACUUUAAUUUUCUGAGAUGGAUCUGGAUUUAAUUCAUGUACAUGAGUUGAAAUUGUGUUAUUUUGCUGGAUACAGAGGCCUGUAAGUAUACAGUCACUACAUUACAGUAUGUUAUGGUGUCUUUUCCAUUUAAUGUGUCAUGUAUGUUAGAAAUGUGUUCGCUGUGAAUCUUAUGUGGAACAGACGUGUGUGCUUCUAUGAUUGUUAACCUUCACUGGCCUUUAACUCAGUUGCAUUUUAAAAAUGAUUUAAUGUUUCUAAUGAUGUGUUGGAGCAAAGAGUGUGUAAUGCUAAUGAUUUUCCCCAUAGUACUAGACUGAUAAGUUAAUGGCAAGUAUCUGUCUUUACAUUUCAAUAGGAGAUAUAUAAAGAUAAAGGAAGAAGCGCUUUAAGGAGCCAUACUUUUGUUUUUGCCUUUUUACAAGUAUGUUAGAUAUAUACUGCCAAUUAUUUUCACUGGGAUAGUGUUUCGAACUUUGAGUUUGCACUAACAAUCUUCCUUUAUCAACUACAGAUUAUACAGUGCACCAGUAACUUUAGAAUAAACUUGAAUGCACUCCAAUCAGUCACAAGUACUAUAACAUCUGAGUAACUUGAAAUAAAACAAAACUUUUCAAAAACUUUUCUGGCCCUUUAAAGACUUAUCCUAAGAAGAAUAUCUUUAAAUCAAUAUCAUUCAAAUUCUGCUUCUGUGUUGAUGGAUAUUACUGUUUAAAGGUACUGGUCGCAUUGUGCAUGUGUGUGUUUGUGUGUGAAUUUAACUCAAUGUUUUCUUGUUCAUUCCACAACUUUGUUCAGAUUGUUUGCUUUGUACCAUUCCACCUCCCCAUUGUAGAAACAGCUUUGUUCUGUCAGUAAUGAGGAAUUUACCGUAAUUUAAAGGCCUUAUUUUGCCAAAGUGUAUUGAUGUUAUUAUCAGAGACCAAACUGGAGAAAAAUCAAAGGGUUUUGUAUUUAAAAACAUUUCAUAUUCACAUUUUACAUCAGAAAAUUUCAAUAUUAAAAAAGGAAUUUGAAUUUU
Lates calcarifer (barramundi perch) is the source of this 4223-nucleotide messenger RNA. It is a transcript of the gene hyal2b, whose product is annotated as hyaluronidase 2b. Gene Ontology annotation, biological process: carbohydrate metabolic process; hyaluronan catabolic process. NCBI's taxonomy places the organism in Eukaryota, Metazoa, Chordata, Actinopteri, Centropomidae. Gene Ontology annotation, molecular function: hyaluronoglucuronidase activity; hyalurononglucosaminidase activity. The record is from RefSeq and is a predicted model, not a curated record. The transcript is spliced from 4 exons. Bases 225 to 1652 code for a protein of 475 amino acids.